UCACAAAACAGAGGAUUCAUCAGGCAGAACUGUGAUUCUGGGCUACCUUCCCCACUUCCUUCUGAUUAUUUCAAGUAUCUCAACUGGUGUGACAUAGAAGAACAUGAUGUUCGAGGAAAUCAGCUUCAUUGUCCCCGAGUGAGGGAAGGGCCCUCAGAAGAAGAGCUAUUUUUCAGAGGAGAAGAACAUACUUUGAAAAAAAGAAAACAAGUAACUGACACAGAGAAGCGUCAGAGGAAACUGCAAGAGAACUGGGAAAACUGUGCUGAGCUGAACCUUUCAUUUCAGGACCUGGGUGAUCUUUACCAGAUGGAAAACUUCAAAAGGAUUCUCCAAAGACUAAUUCGGGUGGAAAAACUUUGGUUGGUGGACAAUUCUUUGACAGACCUAAGUGCCAUAAGGUUGCCAAGAUGCAGAGAACUAAAUGUCAAUAAAAACCACUUUACAUCCUUCAAACAGCUGCCAAAGAUACCUCAGAUUCAGCACUUAUCACUCGCUGAAAAUAACAUCAUGACACUAAGUGGAAUAUCAGACUUCAGGCAUACUCCACUUGAAUCCCUUAUACUCAAGAGGAAUCCCUGUGAGUUUCAAGAAAGAUACAGACAACUUGUAUUCUCCAGUUUGCCAAACCUGAAAAUGCUGGAUGGUAUCCCAAAACUGCCAGAGGACUGUUCACCCCCAGAUAUCAGGGUUUUUUUCAAAAUGUGUACUAUACUCUAGCACUGUGUUUUUGUGGGAUCACAGCUGUGCUAGAACCACAUCACUUAAAAGAUACAAUAAAUCCUGU
Messenger RNA from Nipponia nippon (crested ibis), 787 nucleotides. RefSeq lists its product as uncharacterized. NCBI's taxonomy places the organism in Eukaryota, Metazoa, Chordata, Aves, Pelecaniformes, Threskiornithidae. The record is from RefSeq and is a predicted model, not a curated record.